AACCCACGUUGGGAGUUACAGGCGUUUCAACAUAGCCCCUGGACACGCCAAGGGAUCCUACGAUACCACUAUAACUUCCACUAUAUUUAUAAUGACUAACCUAUAAUAUAACCACCGCCGAGAUCCCAACUUCAUCUUACCUUACCGCGUAUUUUUGAAGAAACGGAAGCUUCACUUUAUACUCUUUAUGGCGGACUAUAUAAUAAACAUUAAAAACCGAACGAAAUGAAAUUUAUACGUGAGCUCGUCCGAGAGGCGAAGCUACUGAAUUUCUAUAUAUACGGCCAAUGGUUCCUCCUCGCGGGCCUAAUAGUAACAACCAUAUAUCUCGUAAUCGUAGUCCCAAUCGAAUUCACACACGGGACUCUCCUCCCACACGCGCAUUGGCCAGAAUCCGCCAUCCUCUAUACGGGAUGGGCAUCAGGCGUAACCAUCGUCGGUAUAAUCCUGCUCCUCUUCAUCCCCAACGAGCGUCUCAAGAACCGACACGACGAGCUCAUAUCCCUAACCGCAUGGCUCACACUAUCCAUGUUACACUGGGUCGGUUUCGGCAUCGGAUUACCCUAUCUAGCCUCCGCUCUUCUACUUAGUAUCGGGUCGAUAUGCUACGGCGUAGCAUACCUCUUAUGUCAGAACCCGCGAAAGACACGCUUGACCGGUGGGACCGCAGUCGCGGGUAUGCUUCUGGCAAUUCCCGAUGAGAAGAAUCGCGGCGGGAGUAGUUGGACUGGGCUUUCGGUUAUGGCGGGGUGUUUUUUCUUAUUUGCUCUUAUUACCUUUGGUGUGAGAGCGCUGAUGCAUUGGGCUUUUUAUAAGGGUACGGAUCAUUUUUGGGAUAUAUCUUGGUAGCACCAGUUAGAAAAUUGAAUGCUCUUUUACCAUCA
This is a messenger RNA of Hypoxylon trugodes, 884 nucleotides long. RefSeq lists its product as uncharacterized. The transcript has 4 exons. Lineage: Eukaryota; Fungi; Ascomycota; Sordariomycetes; Xylariales; Hypoxylaceae. The record is from RefSeq and is a predicted model, not a curated record. Bases 226 to 849 code for a protein of 207 amino acids.